Molecule: messenger RNA, 2233 nt
Organism: Drosophila mauritiana
Lineage: Eukaryota; Metazoa; Arthropoda; Insecta; Diptera; Drosophilidae
Exons: 3
Coding region: 167-2188 (673 amino acids)
Biological process (GO): cilium assembly
Cellular component (GO): axoneme; ciliary basal body
Source: RefSeq, a predicted model, not a curated record
ACAAAACAAAUGUACACGAGCACACAACAACUCUAUACAUAAACACUAAAAAUAUAAUAAAAACAAAAAAAGAGCAAAAGCACAUUUAAACCAAUAUAAAAAAUACAAAUACUUAACAUCGUAUGCAAAAACGAAAUAAGUAGUGAAGUAAAUAAAUACAUACACGAUGGAAACAGAGAUAAAUGAAGAACCUCAGAUUGAUUUGUUGGAGGAAAACGAAGCGGCCUUGGCUGAUGAAGUUCCCUCGAGACGUUCAGGCGAUAGUAAAAAGUCUGAUUCGGUGAAAAUUUCAAUGGUUUCCAUGUCAUCAAAUGAAAACAGUGAAGAAAGACUGAAAAUCAUUAGAAAGGAGGAAAGGAAGUUGGCCAUAAAGGACAUCAUGAAUCGACUAAAGGAGCGCGACGCGGAGGAGAUGAAAAAGAAGCAGUCUGGCGAACAGCAGGAGGACCAAAGGGAAGACAAAAUAGCCAGCAAAUCACAAGACAGUAUUCAACGGCACCUGUCCAUCUCACAAGUGGAGGAACAGGACGAUGAAACAUUGCUAUGGACCAAGCUGGGUGAGGAUAUCGACAGUGACACCAGAAGAAACACGGAUAUUGCACCCGCAGCAGACACUUUGGACGCAGCUAAUGCCGAGGACGAAGACAUGCUCGAUCUCAUCGAAACCCCAUCGGAAUCUGAUUCAGAAGCGCCAGUGACCGAGAGAUCCGAGAGCAUAGAUCCCAUGAAAGUGGCAGUUAAAUCCUUGAUGCUGGUUCCCAGUCUGUCGGAUAUUUCGCUGCCAAUUGCACCGGUUACGUCAAGGAAAUCCUCCCAUUCUAUUAAAUCGAAUCGAUCAUUAAUUUUUAAGAGUGCCCCAACCGAUGACAAUUCAAGUUUCGAUUCCGAAGAGUCGGAAGAAGAAUCCACCAAAGGCCCCAGUGGUUCUCGUACUCCAAUGGAUCAAUUGUACGAGUCCGUAUCAUUUUGCGAGUCUUUGGCACCCAUAAAAGACGACUUUCAAAGAACAACAGCUACGAAAGAAGAUAAAAAUGAGUACAUGGGCUUUGAACAGUUGUUUCCAGUAAUAACGACACAACUUGAAAAGGACGAAAUCGAUAUAGCAGCCCAACUAAGGACUAUUGAAACAAGCCAGGUUAUUUAUGAUUUUAUAAAUCACUUGAUACAUAAGGUAGUCAUGCCAGAGCAUCGGGGAACUGAUGAAUAUAUUCGGGCGCGACUGGACAAAGAAAAGCUGCUGGUCGCGCUGCAGAAUGAGGUGCAUGAUUACACGAGUGUGAGGGAUCAUAACAAGCAGCUGGAGGAGCGAAUGGUAGAUUACUUCCGCCGCACGAAAAACUUCCGAUACUUUGACCACCUACCGCAGAACGCCGAGAAAAGCUACUCCCGUCGCCUUGAUCACGCCCUGACCUAUCUGUCCUAUGGUCAAGAGCGCCUCAACAGGGUAAAGGAGAAAUAUGGCAUUCUAAUGACCACUGCGUUUUUGGACCUCGCCAACGCCAUGAACAUCGUUCUCAGCACGGAGCAUCAUCUCGAGCAGACGUUAAAACACGUCCUGGUUCGCCCGGACGCCGAGACCGACUUCCUCAAGCGCCUGGUUACACGCGAACUCCGACUUAUGGCCGACCAUAGGAAUCAAAUAAGCGAUGCCCGGCUGUUGCUCAUGUCGCAGAAACACACCUUGGCCCGCAUCUUAGAAAAAAUAAGAGAUGUAGAAACGGUUUGCGACGGUGUGAGCUUGAAUGACUUUAUUUCCGUGCAAAACAAAACGAUCGGCCUAGAAAAAAAGCUUGAAGAGCGAAAUAUUGAAUUGAAAAGACAGCGCAGGCUCUACCACACCGAUCUGCAUAUAACUAAGCACAAUCGAGAGAAGUCCCACGAGCUUAAGAACAAAAUUCACCUUCUUAACGAUAACCUGCUGGAAAAGCAUAAGUUGAAAAAUAAACUAAAAUCCGAGCUGUGUCGCGGAAAACUGGAACACAAGGCCAUUAGGAGACGGAUGAGAGACUUGACAUGCCAGGGUGGUAUCCUGGCUAUGCCCGCAUUGAUGUAUGACUACGAUCGAACUGUGGCCCACGUUCGGGAAAAGGAGAAAACGGUCUCGCGUCUCCGGGAAACGCUAAAAUCACUUACCAAUCAGCUGCACAGUAUAAUGGCACCUCGAAAAAAGAGCUCGAUUAUUCAAUAGGGCUAUUACCACUUUUCAACCAAAUACAUUUUUCCACAAAAAUUA